AUGGCGGCGCCCCGAGCACACGCGGCAGGCGGCGGUCACAGCGGCGGCACCGUCCGCAGGGAUCGCGGCCGCGCUCGCUCCGUCCCUCGCUGCCCGGGGCCUCCUCAGCUCGGUAAAAAAAUGAAGGCCAGAAAAGGAGGAAGAUUUAAAUCUUUCUUUAAACAGAAGCAAAAAGGCAUUGAAGUAAUAGGAAAAUGGAAAACUGUGGAAAUUGACCCCAAUCUGUUUGCUGAGGAGGAGUUUCGAGAUAUAGUAUGCUUGGAGGAACUUACAGAGUACAAGCUGGUAAGUUCUUCUGAAGUGGGGAAAGUAAAAGAGAAGAAGAGAAAGGCUGAGAGUGCAUCAGAAGAAGAAGGCAAUGAGGAGGUGGAAGAACCUGUCAUCCCUCCCAAAAAGAAAAAGAAAAACAAAGAUUUGAGAAGCCAAACAGAUAAAGGCAAUACUCCUAAUGCAGCAGAAGUUGAUGUGCUGGUUGAUAAAGAGGAAAAGUGUAGUGAGAUAAUCAAAGAAGCAAAUUUUGAAGACCAUGGACAUGUGACUGAGAACACAUCAAGCAGUAAAGACAUUCCAAAGAAAAAGAAAAAGAAGGCAGCUAAAAACAAGGCUUCUCAAGCGCAAGAAGUUCUUCCACCAAUGAGUUCUUCUAAAAAAGGCAAAAACUGGACAACAGAUGUUUUAUCUACCUCAGCUGAUCAAAAAGCUGAUGUGUCUGCAUGGAAAGACCUGUUUGUACCUGAACCAGUGUUGCAGGCCUUGAGCUAUCUGGGGUUUAGUGCUCCAACUCCUAUUCAAGCCUUAGCCUUGCCUUCUGCCAUCCGGGAUAAUAUGGAUGUUCUUGGUGCUGCAGAAACAGGAAGCGGCAAAACGCUUGCAUUUGCAAUUCCAAUGAUUCACUCUGUGCUGCAGUGGCAAAAAUCAAAUAGCUCAACAACCAGAAAUGACACUGUUUCUAAAGAGUCCCAUCAGCAUCAUGAUGAAACAAGAUGGGAAAAUGAGGAUGAAGCAGAAAAAGUAACUCAUCAGCAGGUUGAAGAUAGCGGAGAUGAAGAUGAUGCACGUUUCACAACAGGCUGUGUGAAAGUUCUGGAAAAUAUUGAAUUUGAUUCGGGUGACAAGACACAAACUGUUGGCUCCCAUAAAAGGAAACCCCUUUUAGGACUGGUCCUCACUCCUACAAGAGAAUUAGCUGUACAAGUAAAGCACCACAUUGAUGCAGUGGCGAAGUUUACAGGCAUUAAGACUGCAAUUCUGGUUGGAGGCAUGGCUGCACAGAAGCAAGAACGUGUACUGAAUCGAAAGCCAGAAAUUGUAAUUGCAACCCCAGGCCGUCUGUGGGAGUUAGUUAAAGAGAGACACCCACAUCUUUCAAAUCUUCGUCAGCUCAGGUGCCUUGUGAUUGAUGAAGCAGACCGAAUGGUUGAGAAAGGUCACUUCUUAGAGCUGUCUCAGUUGCUGGAAGUCUUAAAUGAUUCACAGUAUAACCCUCAUCGACAGACUUUUGUUUUUUCUGCCACGUUGACUUUAGUGCAUCAGACUCCUACAAGAGUUUUACAAAAAAAGAAUGCUAAAAAGAUGGACAAGAAGACCAAACUAGAAUUGUUAAUGGAAAAAAUAGGAAUAAAGAGCAAACCCAAAGUAAUAGACUUAACGAGGAAGGAGGCUACUGUUGAGACUCUGACAGAAACCAAAAUCCACUGUAAUACAAAUGAGAAGGACUAUUAUCUCUAUUACUUUCUUCUCCAGUAUCCAGGAAGAACCAUGGUCUUUGCAAACAGCAUAGACUGUGUAAAACGCCUCAGUUCUCUCCUCACAAUCUUAAAUUGUGAUCCGCUUCCUUUGCACGCCAACAUGCACCAAAAGCAAAGGCUGAAAAACCUGGAGAGAUUUGCUGAGCGAGAGAGCUGUGUCCUCCUGACAACAGAUGUUGCAGCUCGUGGUCUUGAUAUUCCCAAUGUGCAGCAUGUCAUCCACUACCAGGUCCCUCGUACGUCUGAGCUGUACGUGCACAGAAGCGGUCGAACAGCCCGAGCUGCCAACGAAGGCCUCAGCCUAUUGCUGAUUGGCCCUGAUGACUUGAUCAAUUUUCGGAAAAUUUAUAAAACAUUGGGGAAGACUGAGGAGCUGCCGUUUUUCCCAGUUGAUACCAAGUGCAUGACUUCUAUCAAGGAGCGGAUGAAUUUGGCAAGGCAGAUUGAGAAGGCAGAAUUUUUCAACAGUCGGGCAAAGCAACACAACUCCUGGCUCCAGCAAGCUGCAGAGGCUCUUGAGAUGGAUCUUGAUGAUGACAUGUUGAUGGGAAGAAAAGCUAAUGAGCAAGAAGAAAGCCAGAAGCAAAAGAUGUUGAAGGGGAUGAAAAAACAACUGAAACAUCUGUUGUCCCAGCCACUCUUUAAAGUCCUUAUGAAAACCAAGUACCCAACACAGUCUGGAAAACUACUCCUGCCUCAGACAUCAGUGGGCAUUUCAGCUCUGUGUACCGUGUCCAAAAAGCAAGCCAAGAAGAAGAAAUCAAUAAAAUUAGAUAACUGAGCAAGAUCACUCAGUAUGACAGAAGCAAGGACUAUCUUGAUCAAGGCUGUCAGUACUUAUGGAGGCUAGAAAACAAAUAGGAUAAGGAUGUUGCCUGUGUAUUGGUUGUGCAGGCAAAACCAAAAUAUUGAUUUAAAGGGCUCAGUUAACACCGGGUUACUUACUGUUGAAUCUUGUCAUGGAUCUUGUUUUUCUAUGUUCUUAUUUUUUCUUAACUCUCUAUAUUAAUAGAAGUUAAUUAUUUUUCACAUAGUUCUGAUAAUUACUCCAUUUUGUGAGAUGGGUAAAAGUUAGUGGGUAGAAUUCACUGUGGGCAUAGUCUAAUGAUAAAACUUGAUUUGAAUUUUAAUAUCUUUAAAGGACAGGGGAAGGUCAUCUGUAUAUAGUGCAAGUACAAUCUGAGCUGGUGGUGAUGGGAGGUUUGACUUUUCCUGCAGUCAGCUCAGUGAGAAAGGCAGCAAAUAGAGGUAGAGUUACCAGCAAGUCUACAAUUCUGGUUAUGGAAAUGUCUCCCAGUUUUCUUUCUCCUCUGAUAAUAUUUCUCUGUUCUGUUCUCCACUGGGUUUAAUUCUCUUAGUUCUGUGUUAAUAUACGUUGGAAUGUGCAAAAAAAGUGAAGGUGGCAACAGGCCAGGACAGACUUUGGGAGAUGUGUAGAUUUUUAAGGAAUAAGCGUUGCUACUCAGUGUUUUCUUAAUUAAUAUUUGGAGUUAAACCUGUAUUU
Empidonax traillii (willow flycatcher) is the source of this 3252-nucleotide messenger RNA. RefSeq names its product DEAD-box helicase 24 (gene DDX24). NCBI's taxonomy places the organism in Eukaryota, Metazoa, Chordata, Aves, Passeriformes, Tyrannidae. Gene Ontology annotation, cellular component: nucleolus. The transcript is spliced from 9 exons. Bases 1 to 2529 code for a protein of 842 amino acids. Gene Ontology annotation, molecular function: RNA helicase activity; nucleic acid binding; ATP binding. The record is from RefSeq and is a predicted model, not a curated record.